GAUCGAUCCGAUCCGCCGCGGCGCGUAGGAAACCAUCCUCCCCCCGCGCCUCGUGCCAUGGCCGUGCACGCGCAGUACCACGCCCACGCCUUCCCACAUGACCUCCGCGCCAUCCCCAGCUGCCCAGCGCUGGACAACGCCACGAGCGCGUCGGCGUUCCUCGUCGCCGACGCCGACCCCGCACCCGCGGCUGGCGGCAACACGGCGCUCAGCGGCCUCACCCGCAACGGCAACAGCCACGGCAGAGGUUGCCUCGGCGGCGCAAGGAAGCGCGCUCGUGUGACUAUGGACCUGCAACUGCAAGGCCAGCGCGCUCUGCUGCCCCCGGUGCCGCAGGCGUUGGCGUCCGCGGGGGGCGUGCAGAGCAGGGCGCUCUGCUCUGGCUCCGCGUCCACCAGCCAGCGACCGGCUAGCGCCGCGCCAGUGUCGCAGGGCCUCCUCCCGCACAUCUACCGCCACAGCGUCGAGAUCGACCUGCUUCUCCGCGUCGAGACUGAGCGGCUGCAGGCAGGGCUCCAGGACGCGCGGCGCCGGCACGCCCGCGCCGUGCUGUCCGCGGUGGGACGCGGCGCGGCGCGGCGCCUGAGGGCGGCGGAGGCCGGGCUGGAGCGCGCGCUGGCGCGCAACGCGGAGCUCGACGACAGGCUCCGGCAGACGGUGGCCGAGGGGCAGGCGUGGCAGGGCGUCGCCGCGGGGCUACGCGCCACGCUCGACAGCCUCACGCAGGCGCAGGCGCCAUGCGCUGGCGAGGGCGACGUCGAGGACGCGCAGUCGUGCUGCUUCGACCUGGUGGAGCAGGAACAGGGAGCCGACGAGGCGUCCGGCGGGCGGACGAGGGCGUGCAGGUCGUGCGGCGACGCGGAGGCGUGCGUGCUGCUGCUGCCGUGCCGGCACCUGUGCCUGUGCCGCGGGUGCGAGGCGGCGGCUGGCGAGGCGUGCCCCGUGUGCGCGGCCACCAAGAACGGCUCGCUCCACGUCCUCCUCUCCUGAUUCAUUCAUCCAUGGCCCGUGCCACCGCGUUCGCUUCGAAUUGAAGGAGGCAUCACGAAACGAGAACCAAGUGGAAGAGGUGGUGGAGGACAUCCAUGGGCCCGAUAGAAAUGACGCGCGAAAAUCAUUCUGCUGACCGCCCUGCUGGAGGUUACUGUGCAAUUGUUUGGGAGAUCUAAUGCUUACACUUCACAGACAGAGAGCCACGAUGAGGCGCUCAAGCAGACCAGGAAGGGCACAUGAAGCGCGCGCGCAAUGGAUGUGAGCUUGAUCUUUACGAGUACAAUUUUGUUCCUGAGCUUAUGAGAUGGACCGACCGUCGGUGAC
Messenger RNA from Zea mays, 1317 nucleotides. Its product is annotated as putative BOI-related E3 ubiquitin-protein ligase 2. NCBI's taxonomy places the organism in Eukaryota, Viridiplantae, Streptophyta, Magnoliopsida, Poales, Poaceae. Bases 58 to 990 code for a protein of 310 amino acids. Gene Ontology annotation, molecular function: ubiquitin-protein transferase activity. The record is from RefSeq and is marked provisional. The transcript is spliced from 3 exons.